Messenger RNA from Phytomonas sp. Hart1, 885 nucleotides. The record is from the annotation of a GenBank genome assembly. Lineage: Eukaryota; Euglenozoa; Kinetoplastea; Trypanosomatida; Trypanosomatidae.
AUGCCCACACGCCGGGGAAUUACCAACACCCUGACAGGCGUCCGCAAUACCACUACUGCCACCUCUACCAAUUCUAACGGGAAUACGGUGUCCCAUACCAGUGCGAAUACCACUAGUAACAGCAACAGCCUUAGCAAUCCGAACACGAAUGGCAACUGUAACAGUAACAGUAACAGGGACGACCCGAAGCUCAGUGACCCGUCUUCAUCGAGUCUCCCCUACACGGCGGAGGAAAGGGCUUUUCUUUCCAGUCUGAGUGCAUCGUCCAUUUCGGAGAAUUUGACGAAUUUGAAUGCGACGUGGGCGUCAGGGACAGGGUUGGAUCGGCUCAUAGGGGUGACUGAAAAGGUGCUCGCGAUGGCAGCGGAGCGGCAUCAGGCUGAAUAUCAUCAAUCUCGAAAAACUACCACCUCGUCUUCUUCGCACCUGGGAAGGAGUGGAAGGGAAAGCGAUCCGCUCCUGGAGGAGAAUUCGGGGAAAUCUGGCGGUGGACCAGGGUUGAACCCCACGACGGCGGCAACCGCGAUGGAGAUUUGUGGGGUUUCGUCCUUUUCCUCCCCCUUGACGCCCGUGCAAUUUGAGGAGGAGAACGCGUACAUUAUUGAACAACUUCGCGAACUUCUCGAGUGCCCGUUUACGAUUCAGCGGCUUGUGGAAAUUUUAGAAAACCCUUUUAAACAUUAUGGCAGCGCGAAAGACUGCAUGUUGCGGGCGGAGGCCCUACAAAAAGCGAUUCGUCGAUGUGUAAUGGUAACCUAUCCUUUUACUGUAAUUAAUGACAAUGAUCAUAAUCAUGAAAAGGUCUGUGAAAAUAAUUCUCAGAAUCAUACGGAAAGCUGUGAAGCCACUACUACACCAACAACGAAAGCGCUAUCGAAUAUAUAA